AUGGUGGGGCUGGCUGCUGUGCUGGAGCAGAAGCCGCAGCAGCAGCAGCAGCAGCCUGGGGUAGCGGCUCCGGGGGCUCUGCAUGCGGCGGAGGGCCUCGGCGUCUCUGCUGCUGCUGCUGCUGCUGCAACCCCGCUAGCUGCUGCUGCGGCAGCAGAGGCGCGGAGCCGCAGAGCCGCGGAAGCCCUCCCGCCCGCCCGCAGGCGCACCCUCCGGCUGCUGCAGCAGCAGCUGCUGCUGCAGCUGGCAGCAAGCAGCAAAGGCACAGACAUUGACCCCCGCCGCCGCCCCCCCCACGCUGCUACUCCAGAGAGCAUUCUAGCCCGCUGGCUGGCAGCAGAUCCCAGGCGUUUGCGCAGCGGGUUGCAGAGUUUGGGGCUGCAUGCAGCAGCGGCUGCUGCAGCAGCGGGCAGUGCUGCAGCAGCAGGCAGUGCUGCGGCCGCAGGCGGCGCUGCAGCAGCACUUCGGGCGCAGCGGCUGGACCCGCUGGAGACGCACACCACCACCAGCACCGAAACCUGCAGCAGCACCACCUGCAGCAGCACCCGCAGCACCAGCGGCAGCAGCAGCAGCAGCAAGAACAGCAGCGGCUACGGGCCUGCUCCCGAGUCCUGUGCAGCCUUCGCGGGCAGCAGCGAGGCGCCCGAGGAAUCUCCAGCAGCAGCAGCUGCUGCUGCUGCAGCACAGGCAAAGAGCGCUCCAGGCAGCACAAGUGAUUGCGAUUCAGGUGUACGUACAGCAGCAGAGCUGAGGUCCUGUGUCCUUUGCCUCUCCGCCUCCAGCUUCGCCAGUGGAAACUUCUUUUGCUCUUCUUGCCUGAGGCGGCUGCAGGCCAACAAGAAUCUGCAAAAUACAGGCAAAAAGAGCAGCAGCAGCAGCAGCAGCAGCAGCAGCAGCGGCAGCAAACGUGAACUGCCCGCGGCACUCGCGGCCCCUCCCGCCGCCAAGCUGCGGAAGUCGGGAAAAGGGAAUCCGGAAUUAGUUGAAGUCCAAAUCGAAAUAAGUGAAAAAGAAAACAACAGAUUAGAAAAGGAGAAAAAAGAAAUGCUGCCGCGGCGAAGAUUCAAGCGGUCAGCAUCACCUACGCUGGCAGCGCAGCAGCAGCAGCAGCAGCAGCAGCAAGAGUCGGCGCAGCAGAACUGCAAAGUUGCUGCGCUCGCCUGCGGGGAGCGCAGGGAACGCAUUGGGUGGCGGGCACGGUCUGCUGCUGCUGCUGCUGCUGCUGCUGAGGGCAGCAGCUGGUGGAGCAGCGCAGAAGCAGCAGGAGAAGCACCAGUGGUGCCCCCGCUGCUGCUGCCGCUGCUGCCCUCCAUCUUCUGUUUGCAUGCGCGGCCGUGGCCGCCGCCUCCCGCCAAAAGGCAAAGACUGCCUUCUCCGAGGCGAAGGGGCCUCGACUGUUUUGCUGCUGCUGCUGUUGCUGCUCAAAGGGCCCCCUGGGCUGCAGCAGCAGCAGCCAGGGGCGCCGCCGUCGGCAGCCACGGCGGCAGAGCUGAAGACAAAGACCCAGCGAGAGCAGCAGCAGCAGCAGCAGCAGCAGAGGCACAACGAACGCGACGCUUCGGACGCGCGCUGAAGGCCGCCCCGGCGCCGCUGUCUGAGGCUGCUGCUCCUGCUGCUGCUGCUGCUGCAGCAGGUGAAGGUGCAGCAGCACAGGGAGCUGCAGCUGCGGAGCUGAUGACGGAAAGGGGCUGCGAGGGACAAGGAAAAGCCAGCAGCAGCUCUGCCUCUCCGCCUCACCGCCUGAGUCCUUACUGGAGCUACCUUUGUAAAGACAAGGCAGCAGCAGCACCAGCGCCGUCGUCCGCGUCGGCAGCAGCAGCAGCAGCAGAAGCAACCAGCCUGGCAAAGGGAUGCUGCUGCUGCGCAGCUGCGGGCUCCUCGCGAGAGCCCGCCUUUGACGUGCUGCCUCCCAAGCGAAGGCAUAGGCGAAGUGAGCCUGCAGUGAGCAGCAGCGGUGCUGCUGCUGCUGCUAGCGAGGCAGUUGCUGCUGCUGCUGUGAGGGACAUUGCAGCAGCUGCUGCUGCUGCCACCUUGGCGGGGCAGCGCAGGCUUGAGCAGCAGACACCUCCCUCGAGGCUGCGCAGAAGGUCCUGGAGCCCCGAAGGUGGCCGCGCUGCUCGAGUGGUGGCAGCAGCAGCCGCAGCGGGAGCAGCAGAAGCAGCAGCAGCGGCGGGAGGAGCGGAGGAAAAGCAUUCGAUUUCUCGAGCGGGCUGCAGCGCGUGCAGCGCAUCGGCAGCAGCAGGAGCCGCUGCAGCGUCUGCUGCAGCGAGAACGCCAGAGAGUCCAAAGGAGGCGCCUCCAGCAGCAGCAAGCACAGCAGCCACAAGUGAAGGAGCAGCAGCCGCCAGGCCCGCGAGCAGCGCAGCAGCAGCAUCUUCUGCAAAGAAGCCUUUGGCGGCUGGCAGUGCCGCUGCAGCUGCGGGUCCCAGCAGCUCCGCUGCUGCAGCGGGCGCUGCAACAUCAGGAGCACCAGCCGGCGGCGCACUGGCUGCUGCAGCAGGCGCCGCAGCAGGCGCUGCAGCAGGCGCCGCAGCAGGCGCCGCGCGGCCCUUGGGACUGGCGCGGAUCUCGCAGGGGCUGCUGGUGGGCUGCUCGUCGCUGGGGCGGGGCUCCGGGCUGGGGAUUUACAGCUGCCGGGGCUUCAGCCGCAGGCAGCAAAUUUGCGAGUACAGCGGAGUGCUGAUAGACCGGCGGACGGCGCUGCUUCUGCGGCAAAUGGAGUGCGCGUCGCACGUCGUGAACGUGCAGAUGCAGCACCUGUACCUGCUGGGCUUCCACACGCCGUGCCCGCUGCUGGGGGGCGGCGCCUUCAUCAACGACGGCCGCUGGGACACGGCGGGGGGGGAGGGGCCUGGGGUUUGCGUGCGUUUCCGCGUCAUGUUCGACCGGCACAGGGCCUCGCAGCGGGUGGUCGUGGUGGCGGUCAAGGACAUCCCGCGCGGCGCGGAGCUGCUCACUUCUUACGACAACGACUACUGGAGGCUCAAGAACAGGGGCCUGCCCAGGCCCUGA
Molecule: messenger RNA, 3012 nt
Organism: Eimeria tenella
Lineage: Eukaryota; Apicomplexa; Conoidasida; Eucoccidiorida; Eimeriidae
Product: SET domain containing protein, putative
Exons: 2
Coding region: 1-3012 (1003 amino acids)
Source: RefSeq, a predicted model, not a curated record